AUGGCGUUCAUCGACUACGGAUCCGUUACCGCGUUAAUCUCCAAACGCUUUGCCGUAAACCAGAACAUCACAGCCCGAUCAUCUUCCCAGACGAUCAACACGGUGAACGGCACCAAGGCGACGUCCGCCGAUCAAGCAAACGUGACGUUGGUUUCGCUGGACAGUGUCGAACGAGUAGAGAUGACGGAAGCUUUCACCAUCGCCGACUUGCCGAUGCGAGCGGUGGAAUCGAUCGGGGAAUUAACAACGCGCUGGCCGCUCCUACGAGACUUGUGUUUCGAAGAAGCCGACUCUCUCGAAGUCGACUUGCUAAUAGGGUGUGACGUGCCCGAAGCACACCGUUUCACGCGCCAAAUUGUAAACCUUUAUCAGUUUACUUCACUAACCACCGCUAACAACGAUACGAACGAACAAGCUCUUUAA
This is a messenger RNA of Echinostoma caproni, 423 nucleotides long. The record is from the annotation of a GenBank genome assembly. Lineage: Eukaryota; Metazoa; Platyhelminthes; Trematoda; Plagiorchiida; Echinostomatidae.